UGAGCUGCUGGAGGCAGGGAGGAAACGGCACGGAGCGCAGGGACCCGCCACAUCUGUUUGGAUGCUCCAGAUGAGUGGACCUGCUGCGGCGGCACACACAUCAGACGGCAACAACGGUGACAUGCAGUCGGCUGCGGUGGCUCCAUCUUUCAUUCCAAGUCAGACGGGGAAGAUACCCGGCAGGAAGAGAGGGAGGCCCCCCCUCCGCAGCGUCGACAAGAUGGAUUUUCCUAACCACUACCCAGAAUCCCUCCCUCCGCUCAAAAUACCCAAAAAAAGGGGAAGAAAGCCAGGAUUCAAGCUCAAACCCCGGAUGGUGAUGACACCUUUGGCCAUUUCUCCCCCCAGCAGCACUCCUGAGCCCGAUAUGAGCUCCAUUCCUCAAGAUGCUGCCACCAUCCCCCACUCCGCCACACCCCAGGUGCUCACAGUUUGUAUCUACAUCAAUAAGCAGGCCAACACUGGUCCCAACCUGGACAGGAAAAAGAUCCAGCAGCUCCCCGAUCACUUCGGACCCGACAGGCCCUCCGUAGUGCUUCAGCAGGCGGUCCAAGGCUGCAUCGACAGCGCCUUCCAGCAGAAAACCGUCUUCACCCUCCUCACACAAGGCUACGGAGGAGAAAAAAUAUCAGCCACGUUUGAUGGGAAGCAGCAUCUUCUGAGCCUCCCCGUGGUGAACAGCAUCGACUACGUGCUUCGUUUUCUCAAGAAGCUCUGCCGCAGCUUGCACUGUGAAAACCUCUUCAGUGAUGAACCCAUUAGCCAGCACAGCAGUGGAUCCUACCCUUCCGAUGCUGAGACGUCCAUGACUGAAGACUACGACGUCAACCAGUCAGACAGCAAACGCUACGCCGUCGACCACGGGGAUCCUACUUUCAGCUCCAUAAGCUCGUCCUACACACCAAAGUCCUCCUACGGGUUCCGUUCUUCACAGCAGUUCUCCAGCGGCUCGGCCUCCAUGAGCAUGUGCAGACAGUCGUCCACCAGCCCAAGCUCUUUUCCAGAUGGCAACAGGACAGGUGGCUAUAAUGUCUCUCCUGAGUCCCAGGAGUCCAAGGCUCCAUCCAGUAAGGACCCAACCACCUGGUCUGUGGAGGAUGUGGUUUGGUUCAUCAGGGAUGCAGACCCCCAAGCUCUCGGUCCUCACACAGAUGUCUUCAGGAAACACGAGAUCGAUGGAAACGCUUUGUUGCUCCUCAAGAGUGACAUGAUCAUGAAGUACCUCGGACUGAAGCUCGGGCCAGCGCUGAAGCUUUGCUUCCACAUCGACAGACUGAAGCAGACCAAGUUCUGAAUCGUGUUCACAGUCCUACAAAGCUUUGGGUGGGGUCUCGUCCUGAGAUGGCUGUUUGUGGUCCAACGAAAAGAAAGUCCUCCAGCAUCGUGGGGUGUGUUACUUUUUUUUAGAUUCCCUGGAAACAUGUUCCGCUACUUUUAUCAUACAAACAAACUCCAGUCGACUUACUGGCAUGAAAAGCAGUGGACGACACGCAUUCCUUCAA
Molecule: messenger RNA, 1502 nt
Organism: Nematolebias whitei (Rio pearlfish)
Lineage: Eukaryota; Metazoa; Chordata; Actinopteri; Cyprinodontiformes; Rivulidae
Product: sex comb on midleg-like protein 4
Exons: 8
Coding region: 62-1294 (410 amino acids)
Molecular function (GO): protein binding
Source: RefSeq, a predicted model, not a curated record